Molecule: messenger RNA, 794 nt
Organism: Rubroshorea leprosula
Lineage: Eukaryota; Viridiplantae; Streptophyta; Magnoliopsida; Malvales; Dipterocarpaceae
Source: the annotation of a GenBank genome assembly
AGAGUACUCUUGAUACUCUUAUGGUAAUCGCAGCAUUGGCUUCUUGUGGUGCUAUCUGUUCACUAAUUCCUUCAGGAAAGCAGCAUCGUCAUCUGGAUCAAUUCAGGCGGGCUAUUGUAAAGCACAGCCGUGCUGAGUUUCCUACUUACUCAGUCUCCAAGGACGUAUCCUAAAGAGAAGUUGUGGAAUAGUCCAAUGAGUCCAUCGGCAUGGUCAAACUCUCCUGUUAAAGGUGUCCUUUCAUUCUCUACCAUUUCAGGGACAAGAAACCAGGAGUACUACUCAACUUUCCACAAGACAUGUAAUCGGAAGAAGUUUACAAAGCAAGAGUGGGAAGAUUUCACUCGAGAAUCAACCCGAAAAGCUAUGGCAGAACUGGCAGCAACUACAGAAUCCACUGACUGGGUCAUUGAGCCUGCAGACCGGAUAAAGCUCGUUUCAAAUGACAGUUCAGAUGAAUCAAUUGGGAGCAAAUCGAGUUCUAUAGACGAAGAAGCUAAAGAGAGCAGCAGUCAGUUUAGAUUCUUUAGUUGGAAACGAUGAAGUUGAAGAUAACAUUAACCUGGGAAUUACACAAGCAUAUGUUAAAUUAGCAUCAAAUUUAGGAAAUUUAGUAGCCAUUUGCCAAGUGCAAUCUCUGUGAGCAUUUAGCAGCCAUUUGACAUUUUCCAGAAAGUUAACUAACCACGUAACGCAUAUGGUGUUACCAUUUGAUGUAACUUGAGUAAUGUACAGACAAAGCUACGUGAACUGCGAGCGGUAACCGUUUUUUGGUAGUAGAUGUAGAUUAGAUU